Messenger RNA from Lobosporangium transversale, 2760 nucleotides. Its product is annotated as PLC-like phosphodiesterase. Gene Ontology annotation, biological process: lipid metabolic process; phosphatidylinositol-mediated signaling. The record is from RefSeq and is a predicted model, not a curated record. Gene Ontology annotation, molecular function: calcium ion binding; phosphatidylinositol-4,5-bisphosphate phospholipase C activity. The transcript is spliced from 7 exons. The coding region runs from base 1 to 2760 and encodes 919 amino acids. Lineage: Eukaryota; Fungi; Mortierellomycota; Mortierellomycetes; Mortierellales; Mortierellaceae.
AUGAACUAUAUUGAACCACAAUCCAACUCGCAAUCUCUUCAUCGCAAGGUUGCCUCUGAAGUCACUGCAGAUAGCAGUACAUCUGUAGAUUCUCUUGCAGCAGCUGCUGCUAAUGGUAGUCAUGGAAACUCGAGUUGUGUUUCUAUUUCUACCUCUAGCCAAAAGCCAUCGCUUCCGCAUACUCACGAGCCAAAGAGGGAGGAGGUUACCAAAGUUACCUCAAGUGACUCUGCCUCCACGUUAGCUACUGUUAGACAGCUCGCUACUACUGGAACCAAAAUGCUCAAAAUUUCAGCCAAGAAGCAACACUCACGUCUGUUCAAGCUGGAUAUUGAGCAAGGCAGGAUUUUGUGGGAUUCGAGGAAAUUUGGGCGUAUCAAUGUAGAGCAAAUUAAAGAGCUUCGAAAAGGAAAGGCGGCCCGAAUGUAUCGCGAGCAAUUGCGAGUCCAACCAGAACACGAGGAGCGCUGGCUGACCAUUAUCUAUUCUGCCAUGGGGAAGUAUAAGGCUUUGCAUUUAGUUGCACCCACAAAGGACACAUACGAAGACUGGAUUAUGGCCGUCGAGCGGAUGUGGUCAGUCAAGCGCGAGGUCACAGAGGGUCUUCCACAGUUACAGCGAAAGACUAACCAGUGGCUGAAAGAACACUGGAUGGACGCAGAUAAAAAUGUAGAUUCGAAGCUGGGAUAUGAGGAGAUCGUUCGCCUGUGUCACCGCCUAAAUGUUAACUUUUCGAGAAAAGAAAUUCGCGUACGUUUUGAUCAGGCGGACGAAAAGAAGAAAGGCUACCUGGACUUUGCAGAUUUCACACAUUUUGUAAAGCUCUUGAAAGAACGCAGAGAGAUCAGUGCAUUGUUCAACUCGAUUACCAAGAGUGAUUCAAUGGCACUCGAUGAGUUCACCAACUUCAUUAUCAACACCCAAAAAUCCCAUUUAAAUGAAGAUGAGAUCAAAGAAAUUUAUGGAAAGCACGUUGACAAGACGCUUGAGAAGUUCACGGUCGAUUCACUGUCGAGUUUUUUGGUCUCAGCUGACAACCCUGUCAUUGCACCCAAGCAUGCUCAGGUCCAUCAAGACAUGUCUCAGACCCUAUCGAGUUAUUAUAUCAGCAGUUCUCAUAACACAUAUUUACUAGGUCAUCAAUUAACUGGAGUUUCAUCUAUCGAAGGCUAUAUUAGGGCUUUACAGAGCGGAUGUCGUUGUGUCGAAUUGGACUGUUGGGAUGGUUCAGAUGGUCAGCCUGUUAUUUAUCAUGGCCGCACACUCACUUCAAAAAUUCUAUUUCGAGAUGUCAUUGAAGCUAUCUCAACAUAUGCUUUCGUCAAUUCACCUUAUCCGCUAAUUCUAUCGCUUGAGCUCCACUGCGAUCUAGAACAGCAAGAUAUAAUGGCGAACAUCAUGAAGACUAAGUUAGGAAGCUGGCUGGUGGUUGCACCUCUAGAUUCAAAUGGUGUCAACCUUCCGAGUCCUGAUGAGCUCAAAUUUAAGAUUCUUGUAAAGAGCAAAGUCCUGCCCCCAGAUGCGAUCACCCAAGAAUACUCUACUGACACAGAAUCUGAGUCUGACCGAGAGAGUGAGAGCGACUCUGAUGGUGUGAAGCAAAAAAAGACAAAGACGAAAAAGGUCCGAAUCGCUAAGGCACUGAGCGAAAUCUCGAUUUAUUGUCAAUCUCGUCAUUUCCCUGGCUUUACACACGAAGGAUGUUCACCUUUCAAGAUCAUAUCCUUUUCAGAACGGGUCUCUUUGCGCCAUUGCAAACAGUCACUGCAGGAAUAUAUCAACAUGAAUAAGACCCAUUUGACACGUGUUUAUCCAGCAGGCUUCAGGAUCAAUUCUACAAACUAUGACCCUCAUCAUCACUGGGCUGCUGGUGCUCAAGUUGUGGCAUUGAAUUAUCAGAACCAUGACCGAGGAAUGCAGAUGAAUAGCGCCAUGUUUACUAUGAAUGGACAUUGCGGUUAUGUUUUGAAGCCGUCACCACUACGUCUUGGUCCAGGAGAGAUUUGUAAUCACGAUAAAGCCCCAACCUUUGUCAAGUCACAUCCAGUGAUCUCCGCUCAGCAACUACCAAGACCUAAUGAAGCACAGUCAGGUGAUGUGAUUGAUCCUCUGUGCGAGGUAGAGCUAUUAGUCCCUGGGCAACCAACUGUCAAGUACAAGACACGUCAUGUGAGUGAUAAUGGCUUCAAUCCUGUAUGGCAAGAAACCUUCAAGUUCCGUGUCGAUUACGAGCAUCAUGAGCUUGUAUUCUUUCGCUUUGUGGUUCAAGAUGAAGACAUCAAAUUUUCUGAUUUGAUUGCGUCUUAUUGCAUCUCAUUGGACUGCCUGCAAGAAGGUUACCGCCAUAUCCAGCUUCAUGACCCUUCAGGGGAUCCUUAUUUGUAUAGCACAUUGUUCAUCAAAGUAUCUAUCGAGCCUAUCGGCGUGAGCGGCUAUCUGGCUCACGUUGCUGCAGCUACAGCAUCAGCAGUUGCAUCAAAUUUGUCUUCACUCCCAUCAAAGAUCACUGGGAGGAAGUGCAAUUCGAUUGGAUCAAAUGAGCCCAGAUCGUCGACAGAAUCAAGUCAUGAAGAAGAACUGACAUCUGACGGUCGUAACUCGACUCCCAUGAUAAAUACCACAGCUGGGAAGGAAACGUUGGAAUCCGUUUCUCAGCGCCCAUUACCCCUUUUGCCACAGCACUCCGUUUCUCCUUCUUCUGCUCACUCUCCACAGCUGACAGAACUUCCACCGCUACCUCCUACACCACCGCCAAAGUAA